Tigriopus californicus is the source of this 821-nucleotide messenger RNA. Its product is annotated as PRA1 family protein 3-like. Gene Ontology annotation, cellular component: membrane. The transcript is spliced from 3 exons. The record is from RefSeq and is a predicted model, not a curated record. The coding region runs from base 228 to 761 and encodes 177 amino acids. Lineage: Eukaryota; Metazoa; Arthropoda; Copepoda; Harpacticoida; Harpacticidae.
CUGAUUAAGAGCUUUCAGUAGAAACUCGAAAGUCCAAAAACGCCAAAAACCCAAACGAGAAAGACAUUUGGAGCACGAGAGAACCAACCGACGACCAGCUCCCUCCAGUUCAUAGUAGUCGUCUCAAGUCAAGGUCACUAGAAUUUGGCAAGGUGGAAUCGUUUCAAAGGAAUCUCCGGCGAAGGUUUGCAUUUCGAUUCGCAGAGCCCAAAGACAAGCCCGAAGUCAUGGAGUGGGCCCCUUUACGGACCACCGAUGAUUUUAUCUGGGCCCAAGCUCGCUUCCAGAUCCCGGAUUUUAACAAUGAAGAGCGCUGGUUCCACCGCCUCGUCUCCAACUUGCUCUACUAUCAGAGCAACUAUUUCGCCAGCGCUUUGCUCAUCUUCACGGCCGUCACGUUUUUCCACCCGCAAGAGAUGAUCACGGGUAUGUCCGCCAUGUUGUUGGUUUUUGCUCUGGUCCUCUACUUGGAACGACAGAAAGUCGAGUUCCAGCAUUUCAAGCGCCAACAUCCUCUGAUCACUACUUUGGCCACCUUACUCUUGGGCUACCUCUUGGUCCACCAAUUGGGUGGGAUCGUGGUCUUCUGGCUGGGAAUCAUGUUGCCCAUUGGGUUCAUGCUGGUCCAUGCCACUCUCAGAUUGCGAAACGUCAGAAAUAAGCUGUCGAACGCUUCCGAAGCCUUUGGCUUGGCCAAGAGAACGCCCAUGGCCUAUGUCAUGGACGAGUUGGGUAUCGAACCUGAUCUGAAAUACCUUUAAAUCUGACUUGUUCCGUUUUAUUAUUACAUACAUCCAUUAGACUCGUUGUGGUGUAGAAAA